ACCCUCACCACCCUCCUGGAGAAGGUGGAGGGCUGCCGCGACCUCCUGCCUGAGAGCCCCGGCAAGUACCUGGUCUACAACGGGGACCUGGUGGAGUACGACGCCGACCACAUGGCGCAGAUCCAGCGGGUGCACGCCUUCCUCAUGAACGACUGCCUGCUGGUCGCCACUGCCCUGCCCAACCGCCGCGGCGCCUACCGCUAUGACGCCCUGUACCCCCUCGAUGGGCUGGCCGUGGUCAAUGUCAAGGACAACCCGCCCAUGAAGGACAUGUUCAAGCUGCUCAUGUUCCCCGAGAGCCGCAUCUUCCAGGCUGAAAACGCCAAGAUCAAGAAGGAGUGGCUGGGGGGGCUGGACACCAAGCGCACCCGGGCCCUCAGCGAGAAGCGACGCCUAGAGCAGGAGGCCCUGCCCCGGCCUGCCCUGACACCCCCUGAAUCCACCAACCCCUUUGAGGAGGAUGAUGAGGAGGAGGAAGAGCACUCUGUUGAGGAGGAGGUGGUUGACCUCUCACUUGAAUGGAUCCAGGAGCUGCCAGAGGACUUGGAUGUCUGCAUCGCUCAGCGGGACUUCGAGGGGGCGGUGGACCUCUUAGAUAAACUCAAUGAGUACCUGAGGGACAAGCCUGUGAGCCAGCCUGUGAAGGAGUUGCGGGCCAAGGUGGAUGAGCGGGUCCGGCAGCUUACAGACGUGCUGGUGUUUGAGCUGUCUCCAGACCGCUCCCUGCGAGGAGGGCCGCGGGCCACCCGGCGAGCCGUGUCCCAGCUCAUUCGCUUGGGCCAGUCCACCAAGGCUUGUGAGCUCUUCCUGAAGAACCGGGCAGCUGCAGUGCAGACGGCCAUCCGACAGCUGCGCAUCGAGGGCGCCACGCUGCUCUACAUCCACAAGCUCUGCCACGUCUUCUUCACCAGCCUUCUAGAGACGGCGAGAGAGUUUGAGACAGACUUCGCUGGCAACAACGGCUGCUACUCGGCCUUCGUUGUCUGGGCCCGCUCGUCCAUGAGGAUGUUUGUAGAUGCCUUCAGUAAGCAAGUAUUUGAUAGUAAAGAGAGCUUGUCGACUGCGGCAGAGUGCGUCAAGGUAGCUAAAGAGCACUGCAAGCAGCUUAGUGAGAUUGGACUGGAUCUCACCUUCAUCAUUCACGCCCUUCUGGUGAAGGAUAUCAAAGGUGCUUUACAGAGCUACAAAGAUAUCAUCAUCGAGGCCACCAAGCACCGCAACUCUGAGGAGAUGUGGAGAAGGAUGAACCUAAUGACUCCGGAGGCACUGGGGAAGCUCCGGGAGGAGAUGAGGAGCUGCGGGGUAGGCAAUUUUGACCAGUACACAGGUGAUGACUGCUGGGUCAACCUUAGCUAUACUGUAGUAGCUUUCACUAAGCAGACUAUGGCCUUCUUGGAGGAAGCAUUAAAGCUUUACUUUCCAGAGCUGCAUAUGGUUCUUUUGGAGAGUCUUGUGGAAAUCAUACUGGUGGCUGUCCAGCAUGUUGACUACAGUUUACGGUGUGAACAGGACCCUGAGAAGAAAGCCUUCAUUAGGCAAAAUGCAUCCUUCCUGUAUGAAACUGUCCUUCCUGUUGUGGAAAAAAGAUUUGAGGAAGGAGUUGGAAAGCCAGCCAAGCAGCUACAGGAUCUGAGAAAUGCUUCAAGAUUGAUGCGUGUAAAUCCAGAAAGUACCACCUCUGUGGUGUGAAUGAAGUGACCUAACUGUUCUUAUGAACGGAGCGUGAAAGCACUUACUGAAAACGCUGUAUAUUGAAUAUAUGAACUAAAUGGGUUUUUGAGUCCCUGCAAAAUGAAGAAGUCUAACUGCUGCAUUACAGAAGCUGAAGACUUCCAAUCAAAGCCUGCAAGGAUGCAAUGCUUUUCUUGGUGAAUGGGGGUAGGGGAGGGAGAAGUAAGGUCAAGGUCACAUGUCCUUCGAGAGCAUAUCCUGUAAGAAUGGUUUGUGUAGUGUUUGUGGCUUGGGAAAUACUAUCCUGUACAAUUUUUGGCCAAAUGUUUGUAAAAGUCUUAAAUAUAUGUACACCAUAUGGCAGGAAAAGA
This is a messenger RNA of Pterocles gutturalis (yellow-throated sandgrouse), 2042 nucleotides long. RefSeq names its product exocyst complex component 8 (gene EXOC8). The record is from RefSeq and is a predicted model, not a curated record. Lineage: Eukaryota; Metazoa; Chordata; Aves; Pterocliformes; Pteroclidae. Gene Ontology annotation, biological process: Golgi to plasma membrane transport; intracellular protein localization; exocytosis. Gene Ontology annotation, cellular component: exocyst.